AUGUGCGUAAAAGACUACCCCAUCUACGCCUGCGGGAAAGAACUAUUUCCCGGGCCCGCUCCAAACCGAGAGUACCCCUGCGGCAAAAACUGCAAGAGUUGGGAAAUCGGUCGGAUACAGCCCAAGACGGCGAAGUGGACGGAUCCGCGGCAUUCCCGGUAUUAUGAUUCAUAUGGGAUUGUUCCUCCUGCGAGUGGUGGUGGUGGACAGGUUGAUCCGGGGUAUGGUGGUGAUCCGUCGGGUUAUGGAGGUUAUGGAGGUUAUGGUGGACAAGUUGAUCCAGGAUACGGAGGCGGUGGCUACGGUGGAGGAGAUCCCUCGGGUUAUGGUGGUUACGGAGGUGGUGAUCCUUCGGGCUCGGGACACGGCGGUGGUAGCGUCCCUCCUAACCCAAUGCCGCGCCCAAAUCCGAAUCCGUUCGCUGGCGACAACCCGCCGCCGCUGCCUUCAUGGCUGAGAUAUGACGAGGAAAAGAAGGGAAGUAAGAAGAGUAAGGGGAAGAGUUAUCGGAAGCAUAGGUAA
This is a messenger RNA of Neurospora tetrasperma FGSC 2508, 522 nucleotides long. RefSeq lists its product as uncharacterized. Bases 1 to 522 code for a protein of 173 amino acids. NCBI's taxonomy places the organism in Eukaryota, Fungi, Ascomycota, Sordariomycetes, Sordariales, Sordariaceae. The transcript is spliced from 2 exons. The record is from RefSeq and is a predicted model, not a curated record.